Molecule: messenger RNA, 1234 nt
Organism: Ziziphus jujuba (common jujube)
Lineage: Eukaryota; Viridiplantae; Streptophyta; Magnoliopsida; Rosales; Rhamnaceae
Product: sec-independent protein translocase protein TATB, chloroplastic
Exons: 6
Coding region: 61-978 (305 amino acids)
Biological process (GO): protein transport by the Tat complex
Cellular component (GO): membrane
Source: RefSeq, a predicted model, not a curated record
UAAUUUUGGACAGAAACAGGGAAUCUCAAUGACUCAAAAACAGACCUCAAAAAUCUGGAAAUGAUCACACUCAAGGUCAUGGCGGGAUCAAUCUCAGCUCCAACGUGUCUGUGUUCGUCGUCGUCCUCAUCCACAUACACAAGCGCAAAACUAGCCAUUUUCAACCUCUCUGCUUCUGCGGUAUCCCAAUCCAAGACCUCACCUUUUUAUCCAAGGUUUAGCCUUUUCUCACAAUGGAAUGGUUUGAAGCAUCUGGGCAUCUCAGUCUCGCCAAAAUCUUUGAAAUUUGAGAGAAAAAGAAGAUAUAAGAAUAGGGUCGUUUACGCAUCUCUAUUUGGGGUUGGAGCUCCCGAGGCUCUGGUAAUUGGGGUGGUUGCUUUGUUGGUUUUUGGUCCCAAAGGUCUUGCUGAGGUUGCUCGUAAUCUAGGAAAGACAUUACGUGCUUUUCAACCCACCAUUAGAGAACUUCAGGAAGUUUCUAGGGAAUUCAAGAGCACCCUUGAAAAGGAGAUUGGUUUGGAUGAAGUUUCAGGUUCAAUAAAAAGCACAGAUGCGUACAGGGCCAACGCUACCUCAAGUCCAACAAUUGCCAGUAAUGAUGAGGCUUCCAAGAUUACAGCUGACCCUAAUGGCGGCGCAUCAUCCCCAAGCAGAGCUUACACCAGUGAAGAGUCUUUAAAAAUCACAGAAGAGCAGCUUAAAGCAUCUGCUGCUGGCCAACAGCAGGCGCAGACUUCUGCUUCACCAGAAAGCGAGUCUGCAGAUGGCAGCACUUCAUCCCCAAGCCGAGCUUACACCAGUGAAGAGUAUUUAAAAAUCACAGAAGAGCAGCUUAAAGCGUCUGCUGCUGCCCAACAGCAGGCGCAGACAUCUUCUCUACCAGAAAGCAAGUCUGAGGCUCAAACUAAUCCUCAAGCUUCUGUGGAGGAAGCUCCUGCAAGAACGCCUUCAGCUCAACAAUCCGGCCGUGAGACAUAGAAACAUGGCUGAGAAGAAGAUAAAAAGUACAAGAGAGAAUUGCUACCAGUCCAUUUUUUCCAUUGCCAAGAGAAGAGAGACACGGGGCCGUCUAGGAAGAUGAAUAGAGCUAAGUAGUGAAUUUUUCCAUAAUUUUAGUUCAGUAGCCGUGCGGAAUUUCCAGGAUUUCUGUAUUGUUGUGAUAGAUACCAGCUUUUCCUGUAACUGUAAAAUAUUAUUUCAUAUAAAGAUGCAUAGCCCAAAUUUUACGAGUUAA